This is a messenger RNA of Cydia fagiglandana, 3325 nucleotides long. RefSeq names its product aldehyde dehydrogenase, dimeric NADP-preferring (gene Aldh-III). The record is from RefSeq and is a predicted model, not a curated record. Gene Ontology annotation, cellular component: cytoplasm. The transcript is spliced from 11 exons. Gene Ontology annotation, molecular function: aldehyde dehydrogenase (NAD+) activity. Gene Ontology annotation, biological process: aldehyde metabolic process. The coding region runs from base 30 to 1706 and encodes 558 amino acids. NCBI's taxonomy places the organism in Eukaryota, Metazoa, Arthropoda, Insecta, Lepidoptera, Tortricidae.
GUCUAAGUUGUUUACAUUAGUUAGUCGCGAUGCCAUCGCCGGGCGACCAGCACGCGAGUGAUAACAGUGACGUGCACGUUGUCGAUAUCGAUGCCGAUAUCGAUCGGAUCAUUAGCGGUAUCGAUAAGAAGGAUUCAGUCGUGGUGCAGAUCGAGAACGGAAACAUGAAUGGAAACGGAGCAAUAUCAAGUUCAAAGCCAAAGCCGGUUAACAUUGAGGAGGUAGUCCAAAGGGCAAGAGACACAUUCGCUCGCGGCGUGACCAAACCGCUAGCAUGGCGCAAGCAACAACUGAAGAACCUCUUACGUAUGUACGAGGAGAACUACAAUGCUAUGGUCGAAGCCCUGCACAAGGAUCUGAGGCGAUCCAAGAUGGAAGCCGUGCUGCUGGAGGUCGACUACCUUAUCAAUGACUUGAAGAGCAUGUUGCAUCAUAUUGAUGAGUGGGCCAAGCCAGAACAUCCGCCAAAAGGCUUCGUGAACAUGCUGGACGAGGUGGUGAUCUACAACGACCCGUACGGCGUGGCGCUGGUCAUCGGCGCGUGGAACUACCCGCUGCAGCUGCUGCUGCUGCCCAUGGCCGGCGCCAUCGCCGCCGGCAACACCGUCAUCGUCAAGCCCAGUGAGCUGUCCGUCGCCUGCGCCAACUUCGUGGUGGAGACGCUGCCGAAAUACUUGGAUAAUGACGCAGUGCAAGUGGUAGAAGGAGGUCCAGCAGAGACAACAGAACUGCUCAAGCAGAGGUUCGACUACAUCUUCUACACGGGCGGCACCAACGUCGGCAAGAUCGUGCACGCCGCCGCCGCCAAGUUCCUCACGCCCGUCACUCUCGAGUUGGGAGGCAAGAGCCCAGUGUAUAUCGACAGCACAGCGGACCUCGAGGUGACCACGAAACGCAUCCUCUGGGGCAAGUUCAUCAACUCGGGCCAGACCUGCAUCGCGCCAGACUACAUACUGUGCAGCAAGGAAAUUCAAGAUAAAUUUGUGGCCGAGGCCAAGAAAGUUUUGAAGGAGUGGUAUGGCGAAGACCCGCAGAAGUCUCCCGAUCUAUGCAGGAUUGUGAACAGCAGGCAUUUCAGCCGCCUCCAAGCCCUAGUUGACGCCAGCAAAGACAAGAUCGCCAUCGGCGGCAAAUACGACGCCCAGGAGCGGUUCAUCGCGCCCACCAUCCUCACCAACGUGACAGGUUCCGACAAGAUCAUGGAGGACGAGAUCUUCGGGCCCAUCCUGCCCAUACUGCCCGUGCAGAACGCUUAUGAAGCCAUCAAAUUCAUCAAUGACAGAGAGAAGCCGCUGACGAUGUACGUGUUCAGCAAGGACAAGGCGCUGGUGUCCACUAUAGUGGACAGCACCAGCUGCGGCGGCAUGUGCGUCAACGACACGAUCAUGCAUAUGGGAGUUGAAACGCUACCCUUCGGCGGAGUGGGGUACAGCGGCGUGGGCGCGUACCACGGCAAGGCGACCUUCGACACGUUCACGCACAAGAAGAGCUGCCUCAUUAAGAACUUCUCGCCCAUAGGAGAGAAGCUCGCUUCCGGUCGCUACCCGCCGUAUACCGACGGCAAGCUGAGCUUCAUAACCACGCUGAUGCGCAAGCGUCACGGCCCCUCGCUCGCCGCGCUGCCCUACCUGCUGUGUGUCGCGCUCGGCGCCGGACUCACAUACGGCAUCGUGGCUUGGAACAAGGCUGUGUCUGAGGAGCUAUAGGCGGGUGGACUCUAAACAGACUCAAGAAACGAAGUACCAGGGAUAUUUGUGAUAAUAUUGUUUUAUAAGAAACGUUAUAUCUUUACUACAGACGGUCAAGCAAAUCUUGUCAGUAGAAAAAGGCGCGAAAUUCAAAUUUUCUAUGACGCGAUAUCCCUUCGCACCUACCUUUUUCAAAUUUGCCGCCUUUUUCUACUGACAAGAUCAGCUUGACCAAGUAUAUUAACUAUUUUAAAUAAUGAAACUAUAAGUUUGCAGGCAUUCCGCUCAACUUUUGCAUUUAUAUGUUUAUUUUUUGUUAUGUAUUGUUUGCUGUAUCAUUGUUUUUAUUAACACGCUUGCCAUCUGCUACAAUAAUUUUAUAUUGAUAUUUGGGUACAAAUGUUCUUACUUACUUAAAGGUUUAUACUGAUCUAAUUUAUACCUAUAAAAAUCUAUAUUAUUUUUAUUCUCAAUCUAAGUCACUAUUCCACUAACGAAGUUACUUGUACAAAAAUUACUAUAUUUGUUUUAGUUAAUGCGGUAUCCAGACGGGAUGAUCAAAUCCACCGAUUUAAUCAGAAAUGUAAUUGGCGUCAAAGUACAAUUUAAUCACCAAUUUUAGAUUUAUGGUGAUAUUAGAGCCCUCUAAAUUGAAAAAAUGCCCCAGAACGAAAAUACUGGCGUCACAAAUUAGUAUUCUUGCAUCCGCACCUCAUUUUAUCGGUAAUACCGGUCAUUAUCGGCGGUUGAAUUCGGCGAGCCAAAUUGGCGUUUGCGUCCGCACGGCCUGAUUUGAUCGGACAAUUUAAUCAGUUUGGCGAAAAAUUGUCCCCGUCUGGACACGCCUUAAAGGUGAUGGUUUUUGAAGAUUUGUGUUGCCUACCUUUGAAAUAAAUAUUUCUUACAAUUGGUACAGCUUGGCAAAAAAGAGUAGAAAUUAAAAAGUGGCAACACUCUAUUGUAGUGUCGUGCCUUUCUAACCAAUUCAUAUAAGAAAACGGAACGACACUACAGUAUUGCCACUUUUUAAUUUCUACUCUUUUUUGCCAAGCUGUAGGACUAGAAGCGAUGUAUACGCGUCGCGUAGGUACCAAUGUUUUAUUAAAUCUUUAAGAGGUUAGAUUUUAACUGUGUGAUUUUGGUUGGGAAGUGUAGGGCACUUGAAAUAAAUUUGGUACCUACCUAAUAAACAAACACAUUUGAGAAAAGAAGUCCUUAAAAAGUUUUAUUUUUAGGUCCUUGCGUGUAUGACUGACAUAAAACACUCUUCCCUCUCGCACUUAAUACAUAAUUUGACCAUAGGAAGAAAGGAGUGCACAUGUCAGACAUAUACAUACGAUUUCUCCUACUCUGUUAGGAUCUAGACAUGACAAUGGAAUGGCUGUGUAUGUUUUUAUUGGUUGUAUAAGGGACGUUGUAAAGAUAUUUCAAGAACAUCGUAAUAGUUAGAUUAAAUAAUUUUUAAAGCAUUACACCAUACGUAACACUUGUACAAACUAUUACGAUGUAGGUACCUGUAAAAUAUUUGGUAAUUUUGGUAUUCAUGUUAUUCAUGUAUAUAACAGCAAAUAGCUUCACCUGACGGAAUGUACCAUAUGGGAGAAACAACACAUCAUUAAAGUGCCUUAACAGUGAAA